AUGACGAGCCAACCACCACAGGGCAGCACGCAUUCCGGUUCGAGCACUACCACCGAUCAAUCGCCGGUGCCGCCGCUCCGCUCGCUGCCGGGGUCGUACGGGUGGCCGGUGGUGGGCCCGUUCCUGGACAGGCUGCAUUUCUCCUGGUUCCAAGGCCCGGAGGCUUUCUUCCGGGCCCGGAUGGAGAAGUACAAGUCGACUGUGUUCCGCACCAACGUGCCGCCAUGCUUCCCCUUCUUCGCCGGCGUGAAUCCCAACGUCGUGGCGAUGCUCGAUGUCAAGUCGUACUCUCACAUGUUCGAUCCCGAGAUCGCCGACAAGAGGGACACCUUUCUCGGCGAUUUCAUGCCCAGCCUCGGUUACUCCGGCGGCCAGAGGACUGUUCCCUAUCUCGACACGGAGGAGACCAAACACACUCAGAUCAAAAGGUUUGGGCUGGACAUCCUGAAGCGGAGCUCCAAGGUGUGGAUAUCCGAGCUGGAGGCCAACCUGGACGAAGCAUGGGCCAAGGUGGAAGCCGACGUGUCAUCCAAAGGUAGAGCCAAGUUCGUGAAUCCACUCAAGCUGUGCAUGUUCAAGCUGCUGAUCAAGUGCUUCCUGGGAGUUGACGUGUCCGAGUCGCCAGAAAUCGCUGAGUCGGGGGUCUCCAUUGUCGAUAUAUGGUUCAUCCUCAUGCUUCUCCCUACAAUCAGCCAAAACGUCUUCCAACCCCUCGAAGGAAUUUUCAUCCACACUUUUGCUUAUCCUUCUUUCCUCGUUCGUCGAGGAUACAAUAAGCUCGCCGACUUCAUCAGGACUCGAGGACAUGAAGUGGUCCAACGCGGCGUGACCGAGUACGGACUAAGCGAGGAAGAAGCGGUUCACAACUUGUUCUUCAUGAUAGGCUUCAACGCCUUCGAGGGCUUCAACCUCUUACUCCCGGACCUUCUGAACCAGUUACUCAGCGACCAAACCGGUUUACAAGACAGGCUCCGGGUCGAAGCCAGGCAGAUGGGCGGGCCGGUCCUGACUUUCGACUCGGUGAAGCAGAUGCCCCAUAUCCGAUCCCUUGUCUACGAGACCCUUCGGUUCAACCCACGGGUCCCUCUCCAGUACGCUAGGGCAAGGAAGGACUUCCGGCUCAGCUCGCACGAGGCGUCGUUCGAUAUCAAGAAGGGCGAGCUGUUGUGCGGGUACCAGGUGCUGGUGGCCCGUGACCCGGUGGUUUUCGACGAUCCGGAAAGCUUCAAACCGGACCGGUUCGUGGGCGAGAAGGGGACCGAGCUGCUGAAGUACUUGAUCUGGUCCAAUGGUCCGGAGACCGGGACGCCCACCGAGUCGAACAAGCAGUGCAUGGGGAAAGAGUACGUGGUUCUGACCGCGUCGGUGAUCGUGGCCUACUUGUUGCGACGAUACGAUUCGAUGGCCGGGGACGGUUCGACCAUCACGGCCCUUGAGAAGGUCAAGUGA
Messenger RNA from Linum tenue, 1449 nucleotides. The record is from the annotation of a GenBank genome assembly. NCBI's taxonomy places the organism in Eukaryota, Viridiplantae, Streptophyta, Magnoliopsida, Malpighiales, Linaceae.